Messenger RNA from Eimeria tenella, 384 nucleotides. RefSeq lists its product as uncharacterized. NCBI's taxonomy places the organism in Eukaryota, Apicomplexa, Conoidasida, Eucoccidiorida, Eimeriidae. The coding region runs from base 1 to 384 and encodes 127 amino acids. The transcript has a single exon. The record is from RefSeq and is a predicted model, not a curated record.
AUGUGCAGCCAGCAGCUGCUGCUGCUGCACAACUCCUUACAACUACAACAGCAGCAGCAGCGGCAGCAGCAAAAAGUCAGCAGCAGCAAAGCGGCUGCAGCAACGCAAAGAGCAUCGUCAGCUUCACUAUCAGGAGCGGCAAUGACCAUAAGCACUAGCUGCAGCAACAGUAGCAGCAGCAGCAGCAGCAGCAGCCCAAAGAGCACCACGAGCCCAGAACCACGAGUAAGAGGACCAACGGCCUCACCAGCAGCAGCAACAGCAACAGCAGCAGCAGCAGCAGCACGUGGGGAUGGUGUGCUGCUCUUGCUGCAAGUGCCACCCCUGUCGAGCUUGCUGCGGCUUUUGUUACCGAAAGCGGCGCGAGAGAAAGGUCUAUGGUAA